Molecule: messenger RNA, 1297 nt
Organism: Drosophila serrata
Lineage: Eukaryota; Metazoa; Arthropoda; Insecta; Diptera; Drosophilidae
Source: RefSeq, a predicted model, not a curated record
CUAACUAUUUGCGGCUCAACAUAAAAGUGUUUUUAUUUUUGUUUAUUUAAUUUUUUUGCAAUAUGUACGUCUUGCGGGACCAACAUAAGUAUUCAAAUGUCAGCAACAGCUACGGCUUUGUUUGUAGGACCCUGGAAAAGCAAUGUGGAAUCCAGCAUCUUGGAUCUUACGAGAAAUACGAGUUUGUGGAGCUUCUUAAGUUGCUUAAUGCCAAGGAACGGCUAUUGGCCUCAAAGUUCUUCUGCCAGUUGCCCGCCAAUGUGGGCAGUUUCCGCGUCCUACUCCAGCUCCAGCAGCUCGGCAUACUCACAGCCUCAGAGUACAUACUUAGCAAGGAACAUUCGGACCAGCUGCAAGUGGACUUAAUAAUAUUUCUGGAAUCGGAAUUCGAGCUGCUUACAAACGUAUUUCUUUCUGCGGCAUAUGAUGUCGAGUGCGGUGUGAAAUUGACCUCAAUCCUUACAGCUGCGCUGGGCAAUCUCUAUGCCGGCCUCAUGAGCAAUCCAAAAAUAAGUACUUUGGGCUAUGUAGAACCCUUGUGCCGGUCCCUACCAGAUGACGCCUUAAGAGUGUGCAGAAAUAUGCACUUAAGUACCCUGAUGGAACUGCAUCAAUCGGAGGAUAUCACAGAGGCCUUUGCAAGCUUCAGUGCUUGGAUCAAUGAGGGUGUUGAUGAACUCACCUUUGUAAAGCACCUCUGCGAUAAGCUGCUUGCCUGUCAUCAUCAGGAAGUCCUUCAAUUCCUUUUCAAGCAGUCGAACAUGGAAGGUUUCAAAGAAUGGAAGUUCUAUCUAAUUCUAGUGCAGUCCAUUGCCAGCGCAGCCAAUUUGGAAACUACAGCAUUUAUAAAGAAGCAUCUGAAAAAUCGCCUACUGCAUACCGCCUCUUCGGGCUGCCUUAAAUCUCUGUUGCACUUGCUGCUGACGGCGCGGGCUGCUACCGCCACUACCAUGGAUAUUCAGAUCAAUCUAGAUAAUUACGCCAAGUGGUAUAAGCAGAACAUUGGCGAAAUGACUUACGUCCUGGGGACGGAAAAAUUCCAGAUCAUUUUGGGACUUCUUGAAGAAUCAUUGCAAUACGAAAGAGAACUGCUUUACCUAGACAUUCACGUGACCAUAGCCAUUUCACCUGGCGGUCGACUCGUUCAGAGCUACAAAACCAAGUGUCGUGCAUAUGCAUCUCAACUGAAAGCGGAAACCAAGAAAAAACCGCUUAAAGAAAAAAAUACCAUCUAGAUUAAGUGCAGCACACGUUUCGGCGGGACUACAAAUGAAUUUCUUGUGCAAUUCGUAGCCUG